AGCAGAGGAGGCCGUCUUGUUAUGUUGGCUUGUUUGGUCCUCCGCCUCAGCAACUUUCAAGGUCUUUCCAGAUAAACCGAAGAUAACCUAUAGAUUUCCCAGUCCUUAUUUAAGUAACGUGGAGCAUCAUUAUCCUCAAUUUUAAUACCUUACUGAGCUCAUCAGUUCAGUCAAAUUAAAUUUCAAGAAAAAAUGUAAACAGAACUUUUACCGAAAAAUUUGUAAUCAUUCUCGCUGAAUUCAGCACGAAAUUUAGACUCGUAAAUUUCGAGCUGAAGUUUUGGAAGUUCCUACGUCAUGAAACUCAGACGACAACGCAGUCUAGGGCUGCUCCUUCUCAUGGCCGCCUCUCUCGCUGCGGCGAGAGAGUGUCAGCACAGGCCACGAGACUGCAAGGAUGACUCGUGUUUGGUUACAUGGCAGUGUGGGGAGAACUCUCAGUGCGGCGCGCGUAGAGGCUGCGUCUGCCUGCCCUGCUACAGCGGCGACACCUGCGACGACUACGUGGACAGAUACCCAAUUAUGCUGCAGGAAGCAUCCGAUGUCUUCAUCAAAAUCUCCCCCGACCAUUCAGGUUCGGUGUACCAAGUGAACGCAACGGACGACGACCAAACGAUCAGCUGCACUAAUAUCGCGCGCACAAAUCUGUUCACCGAGUGCCCGUGCGGAGCAAUAGAGUACGGGCCUCUGAAGUUGAUGCGCCCGUUCUCAUCUGCCGAUGAAAACCCGUUCAAAAUGGACCCAGUGACGGGCGACGUCCUGAUCAAAGACUCGGCCCUGCUGGAGCCCGGAGAAACGUACUACCUACAGCUGCAAAUCCAGCCGUACAAGCCGUCGCUGGCCUCAGGAGCGCUGGUCCUGAACCUGACGGUGGAAGUGAUGCAGAGCGCGCCGCCCCACGCCGCUGAGGGCGACACCUCCGAGAGCGCCUUCCUGCACCACGACCACCCGGUGCCUUUGAGCCAGGUGAUCCCUGCUGCUGGACCCCAGGUGACUGGUGCAGUAUUGGGGCUCAUAACUCAUAACUCAUAA
Messenger RNA from Hyalella azteca, 1032 nucleotides. RefSeq lists its product as uncharacterized. The record is from RefSeq and is a predicted model, not a curated record. Bases 298 to 1032 code for a protein of 244 amino acids. The transcript is spliced from 7 exons. NCBI's taxonomy places the organism in Eukaryota, Metazoa, Arthropoda, Malacostraca, Amphipoda, Hyalellidae.